AUGCAGAAUGACUCGAGCUGGUUACGAGAGGUCUGGGACUCUAAUCUGGAGGAGGAAAUGGAAGUCCUACGAGAUCUGGUUGAAAAGUAUCCAUACAUUUCAAUGGAUACUGAAUUCCCGGGUGUAGUAGCUCGCCCCGUAGGCAAUUUCCGUACUUCAUCAGACUAUCAUUAUCAAACACUGCGAUGUAAUGUCGACUUGCUAAAGAUUAUACAGUUGGGCUUGUCCUUUGCUGAUGAAGAGGGCAAUCUCCCUCCCGGUGUAUGCUGUUGGCAAUUCAACUUUAAAUUUAACCUAAAUGACGAUAUGUACGCACAGGAUUCAAUCGACCUGCUAACAAAGUCUGGUAUCGAUUUCAAAAAACACGACGAGUUUGGAAUUGAUGUGGAACAUUUCGGUGAAGUCUUGAUAUCUUCUGGAUUUGUAUUGUUGGAUGAUGUCAAAUGGAUAUCCUUCCACAGUGGUUAUGACUUUGGAUAUCUCUUGAAGGUCUUAACAUGCCAAGCACUACCACCAGAAGAAUCAGAUUUCUUUGAAUUGCUCAAAAUCUACUUUCCGUGUAUUUACGAUAUCAAGUUCCUGAUGAAGAGCUGCAAAAACCUAAAAGGUGGGCUGCAAGAACUAGCAGAUGACUUGUCAAUAUCACGAAUAGGUCCACAGCAUCAGGCUGGUAGUGAUUCACUAUUGACCUCGAAAACAUUCUUCAAAAUGAGAGCUACCUUCUUUGAUAACGUGGUGGAUGAUUCAAAGUAUUUGGGUGUCUUGUAUGGACUCUCGACUACUUUUUCAGCAUAG
Molecule: messenger RNA, 795 nt
Organism: Synchytrium microbalum
Lineage: Eukaryota; Fungi; Chytridiomycota; Chytridiomycetes; Synchytriales; Synchytriaceae
Exons: 6
Coding region: 1-795 (264 amino acids)
Cellular component (GO): CCR4-NOT core complex; CCR4-NOT complex; P-body
Molecular function (GO): poly(A)-specific ribonuclease activity; nucleic acid binding
Source: RefSeq, a predicted model, not a curated record